AUGGGCUCGAUCGAACAAGGAGAAGACCUCUCCAUUCCCUCCCUCCCACCAUUCCCUUCCGACAUUCCAUCCGCGCCUCUCCUCCGCAUCAACCUUAACCGCCUCCUCGCCUCCGACCCAGAAGAAAUAUCCCGCCUCUUCUCCGCCUGCCGCGACCUCGGAUUCUUCUACCUCGACCUCCGCUCCGCCUCAUCCGGCGACAUAUCCGGCCACACCCUUCUCGACUCAACUGAUGAUCUCUUCCGCCUGGGCGAGCAAGUCUUCGCUCUACCAGUGGACGAGAAACAGCAAUACGACCUCAUGGAUCAGAAUUCAUACUACGGCUACAAAGGUCUUGGACAAGGCGUCAUCGAUGCCAAAGGUACACGCGACCGGAAUGAGUUUUGGAAUAUUUCCAAAGAUGAUAUUCUUGGUCUUAGCGAGCCGAUUGUUAACCCGGAGAUUCUGAAGCGGAAGGAGAGUCGGGAAUUGUUGAAGACGUUUAUUGAGCAGAGUCAUGGUAUCGUGAGACUGGUCUUGCAGCUGUUGGAUGCUUCGCUUGGCUUACCGGCUGGCAAACUGGAAAGUCUCCAUCGUCUGCAAGCGAAUAGUGGAGAUCAAGUCCGAUGGGUACGCUCGCCGCCGAAAGAAGAGGCGAUGGAUGCGCAGCAGGCGGCGUUGGGCGAGCAUACGGACUUUGGAAGUGUGACGGUUCUGUUCAAUCGAUUGGGAGGAUUGCAGGUGCUGCCGCCGGGGGAGAAUGAGUGGAGGUUUGUGAGGCCGUUGAAGGGGCAUUGUGUGGUGAAUUUGGGGGAUGCGAUGGUGAAGUUUAGUGGUGGGGUGUUGAGGAGUAAUAUUCAUCGUGUUGUUAAUCCACCUGGCGAACAGGCGAGGUCGACACGUUAUAGUCUGGUGUAUUUCAGUAGGCCGGAGGAUGAUGUGCUACUGCAAGUCUUGGACGGUAGUAAGAUGAUUGAUGAGGAGCGAAGAACGGAGGGUAGUGGUAAGGACGAUGAAGUCAUUACGGCAAAGGAAUGGAUUCUGAGGAGAGCGUUGGGCAGACGAGCUGGUGGAGACUGGAAUAAGAGUGGUGGAACUGAUACGGAGCGGUUGGAGAGGGUUGGUGGGAUGAGGGUGAAGGCAUGA
Molecule: messenger RNA, 1125 nt
Organism: Zymoseptoria tritici IPO323
Lineage: Eukaryota; Fungi; Ascomycota; Dothideomycetes; Mycosphaerellales; Mycosphaerellaceae
Exons: 2
Coding region: 1-1125 (374 amino acids)
Molecular function (GO): dioxygenase activity
Source: RefSeq, a predicted model, not a curated record